UCUCUGGGUGCGCGCAGGAAAAAUCACACGAAUCAUCCGAAAUGAUAGGCCAAACCUCACGAGGGAAUAGGGGAUUCUCACAGCCGACAAUUCCAAGUUGACGAAAAACCGUUGACAUAAAAAGUACCAUUCGCACGUCAUCAUGGCGCGGCGUCCGCGGCCGUCUCACAGUUCCCGCCAGAAUUUCCGCCAGAAUUUCCACCAGCGCUCACCUUCAGACAGCUACCCGUAUCGGUCAGCGGCGGCAUUCCGUCCCGUCGCUCUGCUACUCGUCCUCUUACCGCAUUCUCUCCUCUCCGCCGCCUUCCCUCUCAACCAUUCGACCUCGGGGAUUACCGGGGUGAACUGGCUGAUAAAUCGCCCGCAAUUUAGCGACGCGCGUGAAUGGUCGCACGUGUCGCACGUGUCGCGUGGUUCGCAUGGAGCGAACGAUCAGCCUCGCAUCAGCCUCCUUGAGGCAGCCCCUUCGCGGGAGACGCCACCGCUGCUCGCUGACAGCCAGCUGCGUGCGCUGCUGGACCUCAACGCCGCCUGGCACCUCUGGCCCACCAACUCCAACCGCUCACGCCGCUGCGACCAGUGGGACCACGUGCAGUGCAGCCGGCAGGGCUUCGUCACCGCCCUUGACUUGACUGAUCUCGCUAUCAAUGCCACCAUGCCUCUCACUCUCUUCUCUAACAUGCCUUACCUCAGACGCCUUGUGCUGGCAAGCAACAUUCUCUCCGGAUCCAUCACUGCCCUCUCUCUGCCCCCCUCCCUGCGCGUGCUGGACUUGUCUCGUACUGAGGUUUCUGGUUCUUUACCAUCCACCAUUCUCUCGCUCUCAGCUCUCGCACACCUAGACAUUUCUCGUACUUCCAUUGCUGGAAGCUUGCCAUCCACUCUCGCGCGUCUCUCUCGCCUCACAUACCUCAACAUCGGUGCAGAGAACAUCACUGGGCGAGUGGAGGACCUCUCAUGGCUCUCAAGCCUCACCAACCUGCACACUCUUGAGAUGGAUUUUAUGCUGGGUGUGAAUGGAGAUUUGUCAGCCCUCACCUUUCUCACCGCGCUUAAAGCCAUGCAAAGCCUCACCAUUUCGAAUGUCGUUUGGACCGGGGAGCUGCCUGCUUUGCUCGGCUCCCUCACCUCCCUCACCUAUCUGGAUUUGUCCGGUAUAUCAACCUCUCAGUUCCCUCGAUGGGUUAUGGAGCUGACAGCCUUGCAAUACCUCAAUGUAGUUCACAGAAGGGACUAUCGGAGUGGAGUCGUGCCGCAAGACCUGUCCCGCCUCUCCAAACUGCAGUACUUUGAUGCAUCGGGCAACGGACUCGUUGGUGCUCUCCCUGAAUACUGGACCUCUCUGAACCACCUCACCUAUUUGUCGCUUUCACAGAACAAGAUUGAGGGCUCCAUUCCAGCCACAUUCUCCGCCCUCACCUCAUUAAUCACGCUCGACCUGCAAUACAACAGGAUGGAUGGCACCAUCCCACCCGUCUUCUCCACUGCCCUCUGCAGCCUUGAUGUUGGAAUCAAUCACUUCUCUGGCCCCAUUCCUCCCUUCCUCGGCUCCCUCACUGGCCUCACGCGCCUGGACCUGUCAAACAACAAUUUCACAGGGGCUAUUCCUGAGUCUCUAACAAACCUCACAGGCUUCUCUCAACUGUUCCUCUCAAGCAACCAGCUGACGUCAGGGCUUGAGGUGGUCGAGAGGAUGACAUGGCUCGAUGCAUUGGACAUUUCCUUCAACAGCUUCUCGAGUGGUUUCCCCGACCUUUCAUCGCUGCCUUCUCUCAUGUUGCUGGCAGUUGCAGGCAACCAUUUACAAGGGCCGUUCCCUACUGUCCUGCUGAAGCUCACCAGUCUUAUGGCUCUGGAUAUCGGCCAGAACGAGCUCUAUGGGCCCAUUCCCAGCGAUUUAUCCAAGCUCAGCAAUCUGAUGCGCCUAGAUCUUAGUGAGAACGGCUUUUAUGGCGAGAACCCUCUCGGCCUCUUCUCCCUGAUGAACCUUGAUGACCUGAUUUUAAACAACAACCGUUUCAGUGGGCGUCUGCCAAGCACACUAGCAACAGCGUCCCUAGGCUUAUUGAACCUUCAAGGGAACGGGAUCUCGGGCCCUCUUCCUGAUUUUGCACAAUGGAACACCUCUGUACAGCGCUUGCUUCUAGGGGAUAAUAACCUUACAGGGACCAUACCGCAAUCAAUCAGCACACUGACGUCCCUCAACAUCAUAUCACUGGCCAACAACCAUCUAUCGGGACCCUUUCCUACGGCUCUUACCACCUUGACUGAUCUAGAGGCCAUAGACGUUGCAUUCAACAGCAUCGCAGGCUCCUUACCGGCUGGUCUUGGUGCCCUCGUCAAUCUUCGUACGCUGUCUGUGUCUGACAACCAGCUCACGGGGAGACUCCCUCCAUCCAUCUGCAACCUCACCGCUCUAGAAACCAUGCUUCUCCGCAACAACUACCUUUUUGGGAGUUUUCCUUCCUGCCUCUUCGAGAAUUGUUUGCACAGGAUUGACAUCAGCAACAACAGCUUCUACGGGCCCAUCAACACCAACUUCCGCAGCAUGAUUCCCGACAACUACGCUCUGCUCAACAUCGCAGGCAACUACUUCUACGGCGACCCCAUGCUCUACGCUGAUGGCUGUCAGUUCUGCCCCUCCGAGAUUGUCCAGCCCCUGGUGUUGAAAUCCGGCGACUUCGGCCGCUCUUCUGGUGGCCGCUGUGUACCUCAGACGAUCUCAAGAUUUGUUGAGGUGACACAAGCAGGGGCCAACAAGCGAGGCGCGGCGAGUCUGCGGCAGAACUGCUUCACGCUGAGCGCGCAGCUGGAGUGCACUGCGAAUGAGACGCAGCGCAGCAGCGACGCGUGCCUGGCAUUCUGCAGCAUGUCGCGGGAGCUGGGGCCGUGCGACGGGCACGGAGCGUGUGUGACACCGCAGCCGGGGGCAGCAGGGGCGGGGUUCACGUGUGAGUGUGACCACGGAUACGUCACUGCCAAUGGCGCCCUCGGCUCCACCUGCGCCCGCCCUUCCCCGCCCCCCCCUGCAGCACUCUCCACAGGCGCAGUGGUGGGCAUCGCUGUGGGCUCUGCUACCACCUUUGCUCUCCUCCUCGCUCUCAUAGUGGCGCUGCUCUGGCCCAAGCAACGCAGGAGGUGGAGCGGCCUGGACGUGUGUCGGGAGUUCAGCAUUGGGGAGAUUCUGCGGGCAACGGACAACUGGGCGGGUUCCAAUAUGGUGGGGAAGGGUGGCUUUGCCACGGUGUACAAGGGGGUAUCCAGCACGGGCGAGCUGUGGGCCGUCAAGCGCAGCAAGCUCAUGUCCAACGACUUCGAGACUGAGGUGCGGGCGAUGGCAUCGCUGCGGCACGAGCAUGUGGUGCGGUUGCUGGGCUUCUGCCUGCAUCAGAACGUGGAGAGCGGCCAGCAGGAGCAGAUCCUCGUGUACGAGUUCGUGGGCAAUGGGGACCUCAAGCACCACAUCCAUGACUCCAAGACCCCCCUGUCCCUGCAGCAGCGGGUGCAGCUGGCGGUGGGCGCAGCGGAGGGAGUGGCCUAUUUGCACAGCUUCGCGACGCCCAUCGUGCACCGCGACCUCAAGCCCGGCAACAUCCUCGUGGGGGAGCACAACCAGGCCAAGAUUGCCGACUUUGGGCUGCUCAAGCUGCUCAGCCAUGCAGACGGCGGCGACGACCGCACUCGAGUGGCCGGCACCCCAGGCUACGUGGACCCUGAUUACAACCGAACGAAUCUGGUCUCGGAAAAGAGCGAUGUCUACAGCUUUGGCGUGGUGCUGCUUGAGCUGCUGACAAAGCAGAAGCCAGCAGUGGAGGGCACAGACACCCAUAUCAGCGACUGGGCUGCUAAGAAGGUGCAGGGGUACGAGCUGGGCGCGCUGAAGGACGCGAGUCUGGAGGCGCCGGACGAGGCGGUGGUGGAGCUGGCAGACAUCGCUCUCGACUGCCUCAAGAUGCCCGCCUCCCGCCGCCCCCACAUGAAGGACGUCGCGCGCCGCCUGCACCACCUCCUCCAGCUCCACUGCGCCGCCCACAGCCACUCCUCCCUGGCCGAGCCCAGCUUGCGCAAGGAGGGGAGGAGGCCUGCGGGUGGCGAGGGCAGCAGCAGGGACAGGGACACGUUUGGGAGGAGCGGGUUGUCCGGGGGAACAAGUGUAGAAUUGUCUGCUUCCAGGAGCCUUGUGCAUUCGCUGUCAGAGAAGUGGCAGAUGAUUCAAUAGGGCCCUUCUAAGGACCCACUUCAGAUUUAGUGACAGACACAUUAAAUUUCGAGUGUGGCUCUUUGAAACUUGACAUGUUAGUGUCCGAGGGCCACCACCUCAUCAAAUCCUGCUCUAAGUGAUACUGUUGUCAGA
Messenger RNA from Closterium sp. NIES-67, 4354 nucleotides. Lineage: Eukaryota; Viridiplantae; Streptophyta; Zygnematophyceae; Desmidiales; Closteriaceae. The record is from the annotation of a GenBank genome assembly.